AUGUCAACGUAUCUAAUGGCCAUUGCCAUCGGCGAGUUCGAUUAUGUUGAAGGUCGUACAGCUGCAGGAGUGAGAAUUCGAUCAUGGGCAACUCCAGGAGAAAUUAAUGCGGCUCCGUACUCAGUUAAUAUAGGUGUCAAAUGCUUGGAUUUUCUCGAAAACUACACUGGUAUCAAAUAUCCACUACCAAAGUUAGAUAUGAUUGCGUUUAACGCGUUCGGUGCGAUGGAAAAUUGGGGACUACUGACUUUUCGACCACAUUCUCUCCUGUACAGCGAAUUGUUCAGUCCUCUUAUAAACAAGUACAAGGUAGCGACAACAGUAGCACACGAAAUUUCCCAUCAGAAAGAUUACAUCGCCACUGAAGUAAUGGAAAGCGCACUCGUACGGGACAGGUCUGAAUGGCGUUCACUGAACCCAGAGGUCAAAGACCCGGGUGAUUUCGGCAGAACGUUUACCACUUUAUAUUACGACAAGGGGGCAUCAUUCAUCGCCAUGGUUGCUGCAUUGAUAGGGGAGGAGAAUUUCAAUGAAGGAUUAAAGCAUUAUCUCACUAAAUUUUCCUAUGGCAACACUCGUUCGACUGAUUUAUGGGAGUCCCUGGAAAACACUAAGUUUACGGCUAGAGGACCUGAUGGAAACCCUUUGAAUCUCAAAGCAUUUGCCUCCCCGUGGACAACUCAGGUUAGGCUAGACAUUCUUAUUGGAUCUGUAAUUUUCGGUAAUUGA
Messenger RNA from Haemonchus placei, 729 nucleotides. The record is from the annotation of a GenBank genome assembly. Lineage: Eukaryota; Metazoa; Nematoda; Chromadorea; Rhabditida; Trichostrongylidae.